UUUCCAAGCUUUGCGAUGCAUUAGCCGGGAGUAAAUUAGGUUUAAACUUAAAAGCGCCCCAAGAUGACUUAUCGAUCGAUGUCGAAGCGUGAACUUGUAAAUUCACUUAGGCUGCUUGAGCUGCAAACAUCAAAGAGUUCCUAAAAUCCUUGGCGACUUGGAGCAUGAGUUUUCAAACAAAAACUUGACAACAUUCAGUUUACUAGAGACGUGAGUACUCAAAUCAAAAGGGGAUGAUAAAGGCUGACGGGAAGAAAAAUCAGGAUGCAAAAAGCGAACAUUUGCGCCCAUUCUCGUAUAAUAAAUAGGAAAAUGCCGCGUUCGGUGUGCGACCAGAGGGAGCGAGGAGUGAGUUCAUCUCGCUCCGGAUCUUUACCGAGUUCGGGAGCACGGGAACACGUUCGGUUCAGUCCCGGUUUCGACGCCGUCUCGCCAUCACGACGAUGACGACGACCGAGUUCCCUCCCGUGAUCGAUCUAAACGUUGGCGGAGUUAUUUACACGACGACACUCAAAACUUUGACCAGUCACCCGAAUUCGAAGCUUUAUCGCAUUUUUACCGGGUCGGAAACGGUCGACCUCGAUUCGAAAGGACGGUUCUUCUUGGACGUCGAUGGGGUUCUCUUUAGAUACGUCCUGGACUUUAUGCGUGACGGCCACAUAAUCCUGCCGAACUGUUUUCGAGAAAAGGAAAGACUGAAAAGCGAGGCGGAAAAGUUGCUCCUCCCUAGACUGGUAGAGGCGAUCGCGAGCGAAAAUCGCAUCAAACCACCCGGCGUGAUCACCGUGGGAUACCGGGGCAGUUUUCAGUUCGGCAAGGACGGUCUGGCGGACGUGAAGUUCCGCAAACUAUCCAGGAUUUUGGUGAGCGGACGGGUGGCCCUCUGUCGGGAGGUGUUCGGCGAGACGUUGAACGAGAGCAGGGAUCCAGACCACGGACAAUCCGAGCGCUACACUUCCAGGUUCUUCCUGAAGCACUCCUUUUUGGAGCAGGCCUUCGAUAUGCUUGUCGAACAGGGAUUCAAAAUGGUGGGCAGCUGUGGAUCUGGUACUGCCGGUGGUGGUACCAAUGAUCUGAAACCGGGAGUGGACGCGGAGGAGAACAGAUGGAACCACUACAAUGAAUUUGUCUUCGUUAGAGAAUAAGUCUUUUUAACGCUCUACUUUCUUAAACGAAUUUAACUCUUUUGUAGGUUAUGUUGAUUUAAAUGGAAAACAGUAUUAAUAGUAUAUAGACACUCCAACGAAACAAAGAUAUCAUACCUAUAAAAUAUCAUUCUUCUUAGAUUAUAUCCAUGAUGUAUAUUCCUGACACAAUAAUAAAUUAUAUUACCUAAA
This is a messenger RNA of Anthonomus grandis grandis, 1337 nucleotides long. RefSeq names its product BTB/POZ domain-containing protein KCTD12 (gene Ktl). Lineage: Eukaryota; Metazoa; Arthropoda; Insecta; Coleoptera; Curculionidae. Gene Ontology annotation, molecular function: protein binding. The record is from RefSeq and is a predicted model, not a curated record. Gene Ontology annotation, biological process: protein homooligomerization. The transcript has 4 exons. The coding region runs from base 444 to 1145 and encodes 233 amino acids.